This is a messenger RNA of Austrofundulus limnaeus, 1867 nucleotides long. Its product is annotated as lipoxygenase homology domain-containing protein 1. Lineage: Eukaryota; Metazoa; Chordata; Actinopteri; Cyprinodontiformes; Rivulidae. Gene Ontology annotation, molecular function: protein binding. The record is from RefSeq and is a predicted model, not a curated record.
UACGAGGUAACGGUGGUGACAGGAGACGUUCAGAACGCAGGAACAGACACCAGGAUCUUCAUGUCUGUGUUCGGUGCCAACGGCAGCACAGAGGAAAUGUUGCUGGAGAAGAAUGAGGACAGGUUCGAACGUGGGCAGGAGGACACGUUCAACAUGGAGGUUGACGACAUAGAACCGCUGAGAAAGCUGAGACUUCGAAUCGACGGAUCUGGAAGUCGACCUGACUGGUUUCUAGAUAAGGUGAUUAUGCGGAACCUGACCACAGAGGAAGUGUCUAUGUUCACUUAUGAGGAGUGGCUGUCAAGAACACAAGGACCCAAGAGGACCAUGACCUGCGAGAUGCCCGCUGUGGUGGAUGAGGAGGUCAUGGUGGAGCUCACCACCUACACCAUCCAGGUCAAGACCAGUGAUGUUGCAGCGGCUGGCACAGACGCCAACGUGUGGCUGAUUGUUUUUGGGGAGAACGGCGACACAGGAACCCUGGUGCUGAAGGACAGCAACAAGUCCAACAAAUUUGAACGCAAGCAGGUGGACACAUUUCGAUUUGCUGAUGUGCUCAGUCUGGGAGACCUGUCCAAAGUGCGAGUCUGGCACGACAACACAGGCCCUGCUCCAGGUUGGCACUUGGAACACAUCGAUGUGAAGGAUGAGAUUAUGGACAAGACAUUUCGUUUUCCUUGUGACCGCUGGCUUUCCAAGAACGAUGACGAUGGGCAGAUAAUGAGGGAGCUGCCCUGUGCUAACAAUGACUAUUUAGAUCUCAGCGAGAAGACCAAGUAUGAGAUUAGUGUCACGACCGGAGAAGUUGAAACCAAAGAGAACGUGUGGAUUGUACUUGAGGGGAAGAAGGCUCGAUCAAAGGAAUUUGUAAUGGAGAACUCUUCAAAGAAGAAGAGGUUUCUGCAGGGAAAUGUCGACCAAUUUGAGUUUUCAUCCAAAAAUCUGGGUGACAUUGCUGCCAUCUGCCUGGGCCACACGCCCAAAGAUGGAAAGAAAGUUAAAGGGGAAGUUUACUGGCAUGUAGAGGAGAUUGUUGUGAAAGAGAAAGAACUUGGAAACAAGUACAUCUUCUUCUGUAAUGCGCUCAUCCCCCUCUCUCCAAAGAGGGACGAGUUCCUCACUUUUGAGUGCAAAAAGGCCAUCGAGAGCUUCGCCAGCAAGGCCCGCAGCCUGGUGCCGGUCAAGUACGAGAUCAUCGUCAUCACCGGCGACGAGAAGGGAGCGGGAACGGACGCCAACGUAUUCAUCACCAUCUUCGGCUCCAACGGGGAUUCGGGUCGUCGGCAGCUCCGGCAGAGGUUUCGCAACCUGUUCGAGCGCGAGCAGACCGACCGCUUCCUGCUGGAGAUGUUGGACAUGGGGGAGCUGCAGAGAGUUCGAAUGGAGCACGACAACUCAGGCCUCAGCCCCGGUUGGCUGCUCGACCGGGUGGAAAUCACCAACACAGCCAACGGCGUCACCACCAUGUUUCUCUGUGGGAAGUGGCUGGACACCAAGAAGGCUGAUGGGCAGAUUGUCAGAGUCCUCUACCCAAAAUACUAACAGUGACACCAUUCCUGGAGAGGGCUGACUGCAGGAGGAUCUGCUGUUUCAAAUAUUGACCAAAAAGAUUCAGCUUCUGGCAAACUUUACAUCUCAGGUACUGAGGCAAAUGUUUUGCAUUUAUAGAACUUCUUAAAAUACAAUUAAAUUUAUGGUAAAAAAAAUAAUUAUGUAUAUAUGGUCAGGAAAAAAGGAAUGUGCCAUUCAUGUCAGGAAUGGUUUGCCGUAUGUAUUUUGUAAUAAUAAAUUAUUUUUUAUGAGGAAUUAAAUUCCUUUUUGCAGUAUUUAAAGAAACUUCUCUGCAUUCAUUUGACUUUAUAUCCUU